AUGUCUAAGAAUAUUGAAUUAAAGAACUACUGCGUUAAAACUUAUAAUGAAAGUGAUUCAGAACAAUAUCACGAAAUUGAUCAAGAUGCUUUGGUAAAAGAAACUACAUUUACUAUAUCACCGUCGUCAAAACAUAUCAAUGCUUACGAUUUCUUCACUCAGCAUAAUGUAAAAACUAAAGAAAAAAGUAAAGGGAAAAAGAAAAAAGCGAAGAAUAAUAAGUCCUCUAGUAUUAUGGAUAUAAUUAAUUCGGAAUUAACUUCUGCGACACUACCUAUACGUGAGAAUGUUAUUGAAUUCGUAAAUCAUGACAAACUACAGAAUGUUUAUCAUAAAACUGCUACAUUAAAAAUGUUGAAAUGGAACCAUUCAGAUGUUGAACGAGGGCGAAAAUUAACAAAUCCUGUCAAUCUUAGCCCGACGUUUCCGAAGGUUCUUGAAAAUACAAGCGCCAAGGAGUUCCCAGUCGGCGUUCAUUACUCCGACCCGGUGAUGUUUAAUCUACUGAUGGCUGAUUACACAGCUGAUGAUGGCUUAAUACAAAGUCAGAAGUUUCUCAACUUUGAAAUACUAAAUAUGAAAUUCAUUCAUCAUUAUAAAUUUUCCCUCGAAACAUUACUAAUAGUGAAGUUAAUUGACUGUUACAAUGAAUAUCUGAGUAUUGAAAACUCACUAAAAGAGUUAUGUAGAAAUAUUAAAAUAAGUAGAGAAACUAAGAACAAUUUAAGACAACAGCUACUUAAAAUUAGUGACAGUAACAAGGAUGGCGUAAGAUUUGAUGCUACCCUUCUAAAAUACACUAGAGCAUUAUUUUAUUAUAAAGAUGCGUACAUGGAAAUGUUAAAGAAAGAAAAAGAAACUGUACAUAAAAUACUUUCCUUGUGGUCCGAUGUAGAAAUGGUUAGGGAGAAAACAAAUAGAAUAGAAGUAAAUUAUUAUUUGGAAAUCAAUAAAAUUCCAAUAACUAAAGAUGAUUAUGAAAGAGAUUGGAAUAAUGCAUUUGAAAUGGAGUAUUUGGAUUUGCUUGAUAAAAUUGAAUUCGAAUACGCGAACGCUUAUCUCGAAUAUAAAGAAAAUAAGUCUAAAUAUAAUUCAAAUGGAGUUGAAAAGAAAAAUAUAAAUAAACCAAAACUAGUAAUAGACGAGGUUAAAAUCAAAGCUGACACAGAAACUUUAGUAGAUAGGAUAUUAGAGAAAGAUAAGAUAGGAAUAACUUUGAAAUGUAAAAAACAUAUGAAAGAUUUAUUAAAACCUGUUCAUGUUUUAGGAUCCAAUGAUUAUUAUUUCAAGAUAUACGUAGAUGAUGUUUUUGUAUGCCAAUCAGAACUGUUCACUUUUGAAGAUUUUGUGCACAGUUUGAAAAUAUCAGAAACAUUUUCCGUUCAAAUAUUACCAAAGAACAAAAUCCUUAUCAUUAUUUUGUAUGAAAAUGAUAUUCAGGUUUCGUCUACAGAUUUGAGUAUAGAAGAAAUUAAAAAGAACAUAACGCAAGCGGAUGUUAAACCGUAUAAUUUUACCUAUGCUGACUAUGUUAUACCACCAAGUAAUAAAUACGUAGGCAGUGGUUUUAGUAUAAAAGAAAUAGCAACAGAAAACAAAGUGAGAUUAAAAAGCGGGAAUUUAUUUAAAGGUAAAUUAAACACAGCUUGCGAGGUUAACAUGAAGAUAGGUUGGAAUGAAAAAUUUAACGAAAAUAGUCACGAAGCUGUGUUAAACUCAAUUCAGGUAGAGAAAGAAAUUAAACGCUAUUUAAACGGCAUAGAUAAACCGAACAUUAAUAAUUUAAUACAAAUGAUAAAUUAUUUAUACGAUCGCAAUAUAGAAAAUGAUGAAAAAGUUGUAAAUUCUUUAAAGAAAAUAUGUAGAAUUAGGGUAAAAAAUGAAUACGUGUUUGCUAUUGAUGAAAACAGUGAUGAAAGUAUUAGACUUAGGUUAUUACUCUUAAGGAAUAAGGGUGGCUUUGUUAAUAUUGAGAAGAAAUUGGUACCUCUGUUCUCUAGUCAAAUUUCUACAGAGCAAUUGAGCACUUUACAGCGGACCAACCGACUGAUAGACUUACACAACUUUGAUGAUAGCGAAGACAUAGAUCCUAUUGAUUUACAAAGAUAUUUAGGUCUUAAAUAUAUUCAAGGGUUGAAUGAAAAUGUGCAAAGAACCGUUAACGAAUUUCUUCUUCAGAAAACACACCGAGAUGUGGUUAAGGAUUUUAAAGAUUUAAGUUUAAGAGGCAUUUUAUCAAACCAAAGUAAUUUGAUGUCAAUGUCGAUCUCCUCUCAUGUAACGAGAAAUCAGAUAUUAAGGGAGUGUGAAUCCACGGAACAAGAAAUACAAGCGACAGUUUUGAGAGCUUUCAAUCUACCAGACAGGGCUGCUGAUUUGUUGACUGAAAAUGAGGAUGAGGACACCGAGAGGAUUGCUGGCUUUAAAGUACGUCCAUUACGACCGUACGUGAGGUUGAGUUACCACGGUACAUCAGCGCAGAGCGCGCCGGGCAUUGGUUGCUACCCCUCUUGGAACCAGACCUUGAAGAUAAGGACUAAAUUUAGUCCGUUAUCGUCAAUACAUGUGAACGUGUACGACGAGUGCAAAGUGAGCGCGAGGUCAGUGCAGGAUGCGUCCGGCAGCGAACAGCACCGCUGUGGGCGUUGGCUCGCAAAGUUGGUGCUACCUCUCACUACGGUGCUGAACCAAGGAACACUCCGGGGUACUUUUAAAUUAACAACACCGCCAUUGCUAAUAGGCUAUGAGAACUCAUCCGAACCGAACGAGGCCAGGUCUCUGAUACCGCAAGUGAAGAGAAUGAUAAAGAAAGACAUUUGUUUCCUCACAUUACAAAUUACGACAAGUUUGUCGCAUCUCGGCGAAGUACAAACUUACACACAACCAAUUCCUAAUGUCUCCAAUGAUGAUCGGACUAUAAAACAUCUAAAUUAUUUUCUUACUGGUUAUCUAAACGAGUUUCCUUCUAGAAGUAUAUCUUUAACUUAUGUAGGUAGUUCAGGAAAAAAUAUAUGUGUCACAGAAUUUCUACAACCUAUACCGAUACCGGAUUUGGAAUGGUUUCCAAAGAAUCCAAAGAGACCAGGAUCUGCGCUAUCUAAAAGCUCGGGACAUUCAAAAAGCUCUUCUAAAAGUAGUGGAAAGACUAAUGAACUGAGUUCUCCUCUAAAAGAAGAAAAAGUGAACGCCUACAGUGGUUUCGAUGAGAGUUGGAGAAGUGAAGAUAGUCAGUUAUCCAAAGCGUUGAACUUCUGCAUUAGAUAUGUAGCGUUGAUACCGACGUACGAAGUUCCAGGGACUGAAAUUAUUACAUUGACAGGAUCGGAAUUGCUACAAGUUCUCAAUGGCUCUCCGACUGAUCACACGAUACUCCUGGCCAGUUACUUCCUUCACCUAGGCAUCAAGUGCUGGGUAGUGACAGGUUUAGCUUUACCUCGCGGCUUGAGUACAUACCUACUAGUAAAAUAUGAUCUCAUAACACGUAAAUAUACAACAGGCGAAGAUCAAGUUUACAAAAGUCGAGGAUUCUUUAAAAAGAGCGAUGACUUCGUAUGGCACGUUUAUGAUGCGGUUAGUGGUGAACAGUUUGAAUUGAGAGACGUCGCUUGUCCUCUUAAGACGGUAUUCUUUGUGUUUGACGAGUACAAUAUAUGGGUUAAUAUUCAGUCAUCACAAGACUGCCAAACUGUUUCCUUUGAUUUUUCUAAAUCAUCAGAUUGGCAACAGGUAUUUGACACACCAAGACAGUUUGUCAGUCAGCCAGUGAGAUGUGUGAGGGAGAUGUACCGCGCGCCGAGCGAUGUCUGCAGACUGCAGGACUCGCUCGAGGCUAAGCUAAUGACCAAGGUGCAGAAAUGGCGACCUCGCACUAAAACUGUUUGGAACAGAUAUUACUGCACGUUGCUACGGGAGACUUUACCCCAAUGGGAGUACUGGUCCUUCGACACGACGGAUCGUAGACCCGAGCCGGGUCACAGGUUAAAACAACUUAUGGCUACAUACAAGAUCUUCGGGUUCCCUUUGAACAUGCACUACAUCAAUGCAAAGUCAGUGUUGGCGAAUGUCAAGGCGACAUCAGUGCACGUCAACGAUGACCCUAAUGUAGAAUUCGCGCUCGCUGUUCAAAUUUACGCUUACCCUAAUAACGUGAUCAGUUUGUGGGUUUACUUAGCUAGUAUUACUAGGAUAUAA
Papilio machaon (common yellow swallowtail) is the source of this 4191-nucleotide messenger RNA. RefSeq names its product protein CC2D2B (gene Cc2d2a). The record is from RefSeq and is a predicted model, not a curated record. Gene Ontology annotation, cellular component: ciliary transition zone. NCBI's taxonomy places the organism in Eukaryota, Metazoa, Arthropoda, Insecta, Lepidoptera, Papilionidae. The transcript has 11 exons. Gene Ontology annotation, biological process: protein localization to ciliary transition zone; non-motile cilium assembly. Bases 1 to 4191 code for a protein of 1396 amino acids.